Messenger RNA from Silurus meridionalis, 834 nucleotides. RefSeq names its product yjeF N-terminal domain-containing 3-like. NCBI's taxonomy places the organism in Eukaryota, Metazoa, Chordata, Actinopteri, Siluriformes, Siluridae. Gene Ontology annotation, molecular function: NAD(P)HX epimerase activity. Bases 78 to 818 code for a protein of 246 amino acids. The transcript is spliced from 6 exons. The record is from RefSeq and is a predicted model, not a curated record. Gene Ontology annotation, cellular component: mitochondrion.
ACAUUUUUACAUGUAUGUUUUAGGAAUCUGGUUCGAGUUCCACAGAAGAGGCUCACUGUGAAACUGAAGUGAAGGAGAUGGACCACAGCAGUGCUGAUCAGGACUGCGAGUCCACACAGAUGCUGCACUACCUCAGUAAAGAGGAGGCGGUUGCCAUGGAGAUGGAGUUGCUCAGAGACUAUCACUUUGGUGUACAUCAGCUGACAGAAAUCUUAGGCCACGCUUGUGCUAUUGCCAUCACAAAGAUGUACCCACUGAGCACUCUGGGUAAGAGGCAGCCCACUGUAUUAGUGGUGUGUGGGCCAGAUAAGAAUGGCUGCAUCGGCCUGGCAUGUGCACGCUAUCUGAGAUUAUUUGAAUACAUGCCUACUGUCUUCUACCCAAAACGGUCCUCACAAAUCCCUCACCUGGACUUCACAGUACAGUGUGAGAAAAUGGACAUCCCCUUCCUGUCCUACCUGCCCACAGAGGUGCAGCUGAUAAACGAUGCAUACAAGCUGGUGGUGGAUGCACUGCUGGGUCCAGAGACAGAACCAGGAUCAGCAGAACCCUUCACAGGCAUUAUCCUCACUCUCCAAGGGGUCAAAAUCCCCAUUGCUAGCCUGGACAUUCCUUCAGGAUGGGACCCUGACAAAGCCAGCACUGAAGGGAUUAUUCCUAAUGUCCUUAUCUCUCUGAUGGCACCAAAAAGAUGCGCACUCAGUUUCUCUGGUAUUCAUUUACUCGCCGGACGCUUACUGCCCUACGAUAUUCAGAAAAAAUAUGAGCUCAAUCUACCAAAGUUCCCCAGUACAGCAUGUAUUACUGAAAUCCUUUAACAAGCCUGCAUAUAUU